CACGCGGGUAGCUACACGAACUUCACUAGGCUUUUAUCAGAAGUCGUCGUGACGGAUGGCAGUAACAUGCUUUAUUUUAAAGGAUAAUUUCAUGGAAAGACCUGCUGAAAUAUAAUCGAUCGAUGGCUAAGUCCGCCAUGAACAGAAAUUCCCUGAUGCUCGUCCUGGGCUCUCUGUCAGUGAUAUCGCUCACGAGUCUGCUCUUCGUCAGUUACACCAUCAAGAUUCGGGACCUGACGCAGAUCGAUGACAUGCUCAUAGAGACUGAAUAUAUCCAGCAUUCAGAAGCGAAGACUUCUACCAAGGGCGCAGUUCAUAUUGGCAAACGACUUGCGGCUGCAAGCCUGAAACCGAAAGUGCAACCAAAAGCAAAGAUUGAGAAUAAAAAUAAGACGAACAGAAGUGGGUCUUUUAAGUAUUUAAUUUACCAAUGUGAUCGGUCAAGGCUCUGUGGGGGUUGGGGAGACAGGCAGCGAAGCGUAGUAUCCACCUAUAUGUUAGCUCAAAUCACCAACAGAACGUUUGGGUUGAACGUGACGUCUCCAUGCGACAUUCGAGAGCUGUACGUUCCCAAUAAAGUAAACUGGGUCAUAGACCCAGCACAGCUCAAAGGUCUGUCAACCGAAACCGUGAUCGGCAUGGACAAUAACUUUUCGCCAAAAAACUUCCACAGACUCCACACAUCUGACGUCAUAUAUUUAAGAACCAAUCGGGAUCUGUUUUACUUAAUACGGCAAAACAAAGAGUACUCGAAGAUGAUGCCGAAGUGGGCCAAGGGCAAAGGCCGGGCACAGGCAUUCAGAAACGGCUGGGGUAUUCUGAUGAAGCAUCAAGGUCACUUGCAAAACCGGAUAGAGACAUUUCUACGAAAAAUCCCCAAAGGUGAUUUAAUCUGCGCCCAUAUUCGGAUAGGAAGAACGAAGAGAUCGAAAGACUCACUGGUGUUUAACAAAAUGUCUGAUGUGUACAUGAUCUGGGAAUUUCUUGACCGUUACGUCAACAACGCCAGUAAGAUCUUCAUAGCCUCGGAUUCGGAGGAGGUGCGCCGGAUGGCACGUGCUCGCUACAAGGUCAAGGAAGUGGACACUGGCGGGACAGUGGUGCACGUGGACAGGGAGCGGAAUGCACGGACGGCCUGUGAGGGGCUUGAGCUGGCGAUCCUCGAUCAAACUGUGCUAGGCACGUGCAAGGUCUUGUUAAUGUCACAGAGUAACUUCGGCCAGAGGGCGGCCAUGUUAGGUGGUCUGUAUGACAACCUGUUUAUGUGGCACAAAGGGACGAUUACAAAAUAUGUUUUGUCUUAAUAUUAAAUGGACCAUGAACGUUAAAACUGUAGAAUCAGUUAUGUGUUAACGGACCUGUUAAUAGGACUAGGAAUACUGUGUUAACGGACCUGUGAAUAGGAUAAGAAUAAUGUUAACGGUCCUGUGAAUAGGACUAUGAAUACUGUGUUUUAACGGACCUGUUAAUAGGACUAUGAAUACCGUGUUAACGGUCCUGUUAAUAGGACUAUGAAUACUGUUGACGGACCUGUUAAUAGGACUAGGAAUACUGAGUUAACGGACCUGUUAAUAGGACUAGGAAUACUGUUAACGGACCUGUUAAUAGGACUAGGAAUACUGUGUUCCCGAACAACUUAAUAGGACUAGGAAUACUGUGUUAACGGACCUGUUAAUAGGACUAGGAAUACUGUUAACGGACCUGUCAGUAGGACUAGCUAGGAAUACUGUUAAUAGGACUAGGAAUACUGUUUUAACGGACCUGUUAAUAGGACUAGGAAUACUGUUAAUGGACCUGUUAAUAGGACUAGGAAUACUGUGUUCCCGAACAACUUAAUAGGACUAGGAAUACUGUGUUAACGGACCUGUUAAUAGGACUAGGAAUACUGUUAAUGGACCUGUUAAUAGAACUAAAAACAAUGUGUUAACGUACCUGUUAAUAGGAUUAGCUAGGAAUACUGUUAACGCACAUGUUAAUAGGACUAGGAAUACUGAGUUAAUGGACCUGUUAAUAGGACUAGGAAUACUGUUAACGGACCUGUCAAUAGGACUAGCUAGAAAUACUGUUAAUAGGACUAGGAAUACUGUGUAAACGGACCUGUUAAUAGGACUAGGAAUACUGUCAAUGGACCUGUUAAUAGGACUAGGAAUACUGUGUUAACGGACCUGAUAAUUGGACUAGAAAUACUGUGUUAACGGACCUGUUAAUAGGACUUGGAAUAGUGUGUUAACAGACCUGUUAAUAGGACUAGGAAUACUGUGUUAACGGACCUGUUAAUAGGACUUGGAAUAGUAUGUUAACGGACCUGUUAAUAGGACUAGGAAUACUGUGUUAACGGAUCUGUUAAUAGGACUAGGAAUACUGUUAAUGGACCUGUUAAUAGGACUAGGAAUACUGUUAAUGGACCUGUUAUUAGAACUAGGAAUACUGUGUUAACGGACCUGUUAAUAGGACUAGGAAUAGUGUUAACGGACCUGUUAAUAGGACUAGGAAUACUGUGUUAAUGGACCUAUUAAUAGAACUAAGAACAAUGUGUUAAUGUACCUGUUAAUAGGAUUAGCUAGGAAUAGUUAGGCACAUGUUAAUAGGACUAGGAAUACUGUUAGGCACAUGUUAAUAGGACUAGGAAUUCGUUGCUAACGGACAUGUUAAUAGGACUAGGAAUACUGUGUUAACGGACCUGUUGAUAGGACUAGGAAUACUGUGUUAACGGACAUGUUAAUAGGACUAGCUAGGAAUACUGUUAAUUGGACUAGAAAUACUGUGUUAACGGACCUGUUAAUAGGACUUGGAAUAGUGUGUUAACAGACCUGUUAACAGGACUAACGCAGACGGUGUUCUAAACGAUAGUGCUGGGGCUGCGCACCAUUCCCCGAACUUCAGCGUCAAACUACAAAGCUCAAUGCGUGGAAAUAAGGAAUUUGUUGUGCUUUUUAGAAGAACAGAUGUAAUAUCUUUAUCAGCUUGGAGAAAGAUUGCUUUCGAUAUUCUCAAGUAUUGUAGAUACCGUUGUUGUGACGAUGUACCUUUGCUAAAAAAAAAACCCGUAAAUAAAAUGUGUUGAGUGCGUCGUUAAA
Messenger RNA from Gigantopelta aegis, 3077 nucleotides. RefSeq lists its product as uncharacterized. The coding region runs from base 123 to 1304 and encodes 393 amino acids. The transcript is spliced from 2 exons. The record is from RefSeq and is a predicted model, not a curated record. Lineage: Eukaryota; Metazoa; Mollusca; Gastropoda; Neomphalida; Peltospiridae.